This is a messenger RNA of Carassius carassius (crucian carp), 2349 nucleotides long. Its product is annotated as voltage-gated purine nucleotide uniporter SLC17A9-like. The transcript is spliced from 13 exons. Gene Ontology annotation, cellular component: membrane. The record is from RefSeq and is a predicted model, not a curated record. Lineage: Eukaryota; Metazoa; Chordata; Actinopteri; Cypriniformes; Cyprinidae. Gene Ontology annotation, biological process: transmembrane transport. Bases 334 to 1731 code for a protein of 465 amino acids. Gene Ontology annotation, molecular function: transmembrane transporter activity.
CUUCCUGGUUUAAAGAGCCAGUGGUUGGAGGAACUGCGUGGCUGAAAAAAGAAACUGACACGUGGAUCAUCAUCAACACUUCAGGAAUCAGGAAAAAGCUGAAUUUCCUCCUGCUGCGUAAUAGCAGCUGUGAAAGCCGAAAGUGCGCUCAUUUCUGCCAGUCGCCGGAGCGCAAUGGAUGCGGCAGAGGUCUCAUAAAGAGAUGCUUCCGCGAAGAAACUGGAAUAGAAACAUUUUUUUUCAUUGCUUUGGUUUUUUUGCCUGUUACGCUCUCAGACUGACCCGAGAGGAUAAACAGAGCGGAUAGUCACACACGGAUAUAUUUGGCGUUGAAUGGCAAUUCUACAAAAACAUGGAAAGAACUCUUGUCCAGAUUUGGCAGGUAUUAAGGAGAACCCCGCAGAUAAUAUCGGACCAGCUGGAGCACAGAAGAAGUGGGCAGAGUCCAGUCAGAACUGGACCAGGCCAGUAUUGAGGAUAUGGACACUGGUGCUGUUGCUGGGGUCAUGCCUGCUGUACUGUGCCCGUGUGGCCAUGCCUAUCUGUGCAGCGAACAUGGCCGAGCGCUUCAGCUGGUCCAAGAGAGAGACGGGCAUGGUGCUGGGCAGCUUCUUCUGGGGCUACUGCUUCACUCAGGUGCUUGGAGGCUACGUCAGUGACCGGGUGGGAGGAGAGAAAGUGAUGCUGUUGUCAGCGGCAGCAUGGGGAGCAAUGACCACCUUCACGCCAAUCUUAGCCCAUCUCUGCUCCCAGCCCAUCGUCUCCAUGACCAUCUCCCGCUUCCUCAUGGGCCUGCUGCAGGGUGUUCACUACCCUUCUCUGGCCAGUCUGUGCUCUCAGAAGGUUGUGGAGAGUGAGAGGGGCUUCCUCAUGAGCACAGUAGGAACCGGCUCAUACCUGGGGACUCUGGUGAUAGGAGGCAUAGGCUCUCUGAUGCUGGACUUGUAUGGCUGGGAGAGUGUGUUCUACAUCUCUGGGCUUCUGUCUUUGUUGUGGGCGUACUGCAUGUGGAAGUAUCUGCUUAAAGGAGAAGGUCCCAUCAUCACACUGGAGUCUCUGGGCAGUGCUGGGACCCAGUCCAAACUGUCCAGGAGAAACUGGCUACGUCUCUUCAGACAGCCAGCUGUGUGUGCCGUCAUUAUUACACACUUGUGCAACGCUAGCACCUUCUUCACAUUGCUGUCAUGGCUGCCAACGUUUUUCAAGGACACCUUCCCUGAUGCCAAGGGUUGGGUGUUUAACGUGAUCCCAUGGUUUGUGGCCAUCCCUUCUUCCCUGUUUAGUGGCUGCCUUUCAGACCAUCUAAUCAGUCAGGGUUUUGAUACUGCAUCAGUGAGAAAACUCAUGCAGUUCUUCUCUAUGGGCGUCUCCAGUGUGUUUACUCUGUUUCUGUGUGGGACCACUACCUUCCCCACAGCUGUGGCUUUCGUGUCCGCUACUAUGGGCCUCACCACAUUCAGCCACUGUGGGGUUUCAGUGAAUGUUCAGGAUCUCGCUCCAUCCUGUGCAGGGGCUCUGUUUGGAGUGAUGAAUACCUGUGGAGCAUUUACAGGGGUCAUCAUGGUGUAUUUCUCAGGGUAUCUGAUCGAGGCCACUGGUUCCUGGGCAUCUGUUUUUGGCCUCAUCACGGCCCUGAAUCUGCUGGGUUUAGGAACAUUUUUAAGCUUCGCAGAAGCUCGCAGAGUGGACUUGGAUCUAAUGAAGGGCCGUUACCACAACAUCCACAUCUGAGAGCACAGGACGGGAGCAGAGCAGCUGAAAUGAUGGUUCUUCAGAGACUGUUUUAUUUUCUGUUCAGCUUUUCUUUGGCUGAAGAGAAUCUAGGAAAAGCUGUAGGAGAUACUUAACAGAUAUGGAUCUGUUAUAGGUCACUAGCAGCCACAGUAUGAAGUGUGUUAAUGAAUAUCUUGUUACGGUCCUUGCGUUCAUUCAUUUCUGUUUUAUCCUGUAGCACUUGUGUUGGUUUAUGAUAGCAGUUUCUUUAAUAUCAUCCUUACUGUGACCAAAACGGUCCAUUAAUCAGAUGAAGGCCAAAGGCUAGAGCUUGAGUCUCUGAGUACUGACAAUGUUUAUUAAAUUAUUGUAUUUUUUCAUUUUGGCAUGGCAUGACAAUUUAAAAUACCUCGUUUCAGACAUCUCAGCUUUUUUGCACACUCCGGGUGUGAUGGAGAUUACAGUUUGUUACCGCAGAAUUGGAGUUUGUCCCAGUUUGAAGUGCAUUACUGUCAUCAGAUGAAACAUGUGCUAAGUCAUCUUGACAUUGGCUGAUCCUUUAAAGCAGUUUUUUUGUCUCCACUGUCUGCUGUUGAGAAGAGUUUCUGAUAUUUAAAGGACGUCUUUGUUUCAAAA